AAGCCCCCUGAAGGACAGAAGGAGGGUAACGCUGGAGGAAGCACUCGCCGAGGAAAGGGAUACAGAUUCUUCUUUCCGCUUGAAAUGAAAUCAGUUUCCCAUGGCUUCAUUUCCCACCAAAUCCGACCGUUAGGCUUACCCGCUUUUCAAACUUCCCGCCUCCCUUCCUCGUCAACCCUUCUAAACAUAAAAUUGUUUCGCAAAAAUCUUCCAAAUCCAAGUGGUUUCCGGGCAUUAACUGUCAAUGCUCGACAGACCCAUUCCUCCGACGCAAAAACCAAGACGCAGGAUGACGGCAUCCCCAUCGAUCUCGUCAAGGUCCUCGUGAAAUUCAAGUCCAGGUACAAUUACAUCAGAGUUCUUGAAGUUUCUAGAAAGGCCGAUCACCCGUUUGCAGGGUCCAGACUCCUCUUACUCGAUGGUCCCGGAAACAUCCACAGCAUAUCCUUCCUCUUCAAGUUACUUACCAACACUUACUUCGAUGCCUUUGCUACUCUCCCACCAAUUUUACCUCCGGGGCCCUUGGGCAUUCUUGGUUUUGGAGCAGGUUCCACCGCCCGUUUGAUCUUGGAACUGUACCCAGAAGUCGAAGUUCACGGCUGGGAGCUUGACCCGUCUGUGAUUUCGGUGGGUCGAGAGUAUUUUGGCCUUUCCAAGCUCGAAAAACAGAACCCACAGAAGCUUUUCAUUUAUAUAGGAGAUGCACUGAAAGCCAGCGUUAGAGAUGGGUUCUCGGGGAUUUUGGUCGAUUUGUUCGCCAAGGGCAGUUUGGUUACCGAGCUUCAGAAUCCAAAGACAUGGAAGAAACUGAAAAGAAGUUUGAGAAAAGGGGGAAGAAUUAUGGUUAAUGUCGGAGGAAGUUGUGUGGAAGCCGAGGAUCCAAGAAGAGACGGGAAAUUAGUUAUGGAAGAGUCUUUAAAAGCGAUGCAUCAGGUCUUUCCGGGCCAAGUGUUUGUUUUGAAUCUUGGAAAUAGGAAGGAUGACAGCUCGAUCGCUCUGACGGGUGAGUUGCCUGAUCCCAGUCUGUGGAAGCAGAAGUUACCUUUAUCCUUGAGAUGUUAUGUGGAUAUGUGGGUUCCUUUUCAUGGAUAGUAUGAUUUGUUCGUGUUCUCUAUGUCUGUGGAGCUUUGUGUUGUAUCCUACAGAUAUGUUGGGAUAAUGAAUGAUUUAGCAAUAUUUAACUUCGUUCUUUUUUUCA
This is a messenger RNA of Nelumbo nucifera (sacred lotus), 1198 nucleotides long. Its product is annotated as S-adenosyl-L-methionine-dependent methyltransferases superfamily protein. NCBI's taxonomy places the organism in Eukaryota, Viridiplantae, Streptophyta, Magnoliopsida, Proteales, Nelumbonaceae. The record is from RefSeq and is a predicted model, not a curated record. Gene Ontology annotation, biological process: polyamine biosynthetic process. Gene Ontology annotation, molecular function: thermospermine synthase activity.